CCGUUUAUUCGGCGUACGCGUACCUAUGCUCGGUACUGACGUCCGAACGGCUGAGUGCGUACAGGCAGCACGAGAGCGGUACGUUUCAGAUCCACGUGAUCAGGGACACGAACAUGGUUCUGCUGUUCGCCGCGUCCACAGCGGUAUACUGGUGCACAGCCGCAUACCGCCGGCAACACGUCCGCGUGUACUCAGAACACGCGGCCGUGGUGUACCAGCUGUUCGGCUCCACAACUCCGGCCAGCCGCGUGGUGGACGCAUGGUGUUGGGUGCUGUACGCGCUGCUGGCCGCCGCCCUAUCGCUGGACUUGCGCCGGUACACGGGCCGUAGGCCCUGGACGUUUGGGACCGUCUACGUUUGGGGCCAUUACGCGCUGCUCACCGGCAACAUGCAGUUCGCCAUCACUGUUUUUGGACUGUGGCAGUGUUACCGCGAGCUCAACUGUCGGAUGCGGGCCGGAAGUGCAGGCCACCAGCACGAUUUCGACUYGCGCGACUAUGGAUCCGUCGUCGUGGACACCGCCGAAAUGCCAGCUUUGGAGGUGCCGCCGCAGAACAUGAUGUUCAUCAGUGUAUUGGAAAAAGUAAACUUGCUUACAAUGCUGAAAUAUUGGUCAGAUGUGCAUUGGUCAAUCACACAAAUCGUAUCCAGGGUCAACAACUUAUUUAAAUUCCGAUUAUUCGUCUUUUUCAUUUGUGGAUUACUACAUUUGAUGUUAACACCAUAUAUGUUGUCGUUGACUAUACUCAACGAGGAUAUUGAUAUAUUGCGUUACUUAUUAGAAUGCACUUUGUGGUUCAUUAUUCAUAUUCUUCGAGUGGUUUUGAUGAUUUACCCGUGUGCACUACUAGGAGAAGAGGCUGCUAAAACACAAAUAUUGCUUGGAAGCUAUCUCAAUACUAAAAUUGAUUUAUUUGAUAUAAAAAAAAUAGAAACUUAUGCACAACAGUUGGCAGCCAACACACCAGAAUUUAGUAUCUACAGUAUGUUUACUAUAGACAAACAAUUAGUUAUCACAUUAACAGGAGCAGUUACAACAUAUUUGGUGAUAAUUCUACAACUACAAGGUCAAUCAUUAUGAUGGGAUCUUUAGAAUUUAAAUUCAAA
Messenger RNA from Diuraphis noxia (Russian wheat aphid), 1108 nucleotides. RefSeq lists its product as uncharacterized. Lineage: Eukaryota; Metazoa; Arthropoda; Insecta; Hemiptera; Aphididae. Gene Ontology annotation, cellular component: dendrite; axon; neuronal cell body. The record is from RefSeq and is a predicted model, not a curated record. Gene Ontology annotation, biological process: male courtship behavior; sensory perception of taste; chemosensory behavior.